This is a messenger RNA of Naegleria gruberi, 1548 nucleotides long. RefSeq lists its product as uncharacterized. The transcript has 3 exons. Lineage: Eukaryota; Heterolobosea; Eutetramitea; Acrasida; Naegleriidae. The coding region runs from base 1 to 1548 and encodes 515 amino acids. The record is from RefSeq and is a predicted model, not a curated record.
AUGGGAAAUACGUAUGUGGGAGCAAAAUCAACCUCCAAUGGUGGUGGAUUUUAUAGACAAUAUGAGCAUAGUUAUGCUCCUACUUUUGAUUCUCAUACUAUGGUUUUUGAAACAACGAGUAAUUAUUUAAAUUGGAGUCAAUCGACGGAAAGUGAUCCACAACAUGAUGGAACAGUUUUUCUGGUAAUGGGAAAUUAUCAAUAUGGUCAACUACUUCAUAAAAGACCUAGAGAUUACAUGUUGAAUAUGCCUAGUGAGGUUUGCUCACAAACAUUCUGUCACCCGAUUCUACAAAGUAAUGGUGUUCGUUGUUCUAAUCAAAAUAUUAGAAUGAUAGAAUGUGGAGUAGCUCAAACAGUUUUGAUAACAAUAGACAACCUUGUUUAUGUUUCGGGAAACAACUUUUUUGGUCAACUAGGUGUGAAUCAUUUGAAAACUGUUUAUGAACCAGUGAGAAUGGAUUUUUCUUUUGAUAGUCAGAUUGUAGAGGUUGUUUUGAGCCAAUUUCAUACUUUAUUCUUGACUGUUAAUGGAAAAGUUUAUGUCUCUGGUAAUAAUUAUUAUUCACAACUUUGCAUUCCUGAUAAUUGGGUACUGGCACCAACACUUGUAGAAGAUUUGGGGAUAAUUCAUCACGUGUACUCUGGGUUGAGAUUUACAGUCUUCCAAACAGAGGAUGGUACUCUUUUAUUAAAUGGAGACAUUGAAGAAAGCAAUAUGCCUGUAAAUAGAAAGGAAAUAUUUAAACAAGAAUCAUCAGAUCCAAUAAGGAGAGUUUCUUGUGGAGAUAGCCACAUUAUUAUUUUGACUCAAUCGGGUAGAGUUUUCGUUUAUGGAAGAAAUUAUUCUGGAGCAUUGGGAGUAGGAAAUUUGGAAGAUGUUUUUGAUGAAGUUCAAGAGCUAAAGUACCAAGAUAUACUAUCCAUUCAAUCAAUCAUUGUAGAUAUUCAGUGUGGUGAAUCUCACACAAUUUUUAAAACUCGAGAUGGACAAACAUAUGGAUGCGGAUAUAAUACUAAAAAUCAACUUGGUAUCCCAUCAGAAACAUAUGGAACUACUGUUCAAACAAUAACAACUCUCAAUGCCAUGAAUUUCACAAAGAAUAAGAUAACAGAAGUUAGAUGUGGAAGAGAAUCUACAAUUUAUCUGACUGAUAAGAAUGAAAUUUUUAUUUGUGGUCAACUAAAGAAUAUUUGCAACAUGGCUGUUGGAGGUUACCACAUGAUUAUUUAUUUGGAAGAUAAGUUUAUCAAAGACUAUAACAUUGAAUUUGAGGAUGAAAACAAUCAAUCCUCCAAAUUGACAUUGGAGAAUAUAACGAGUAUUGAAUCAUUUAUCGAGUCUAUUGAGAAACAUAGCAAACCUAUCAAAAAGAAGAGAACAAAUAUUUACUAUCUCAUUUGGAAUACCAACUUUAACAGGUUUGAAUUUAUUUGCAAUAUUCGAAAAGUGCCUAGCAAGUGUUUCAUCAAGAGAAUGACAGGCACACUAGCUGAAGUGGUUGCCAAGAUUGAACCAAGCUAUACUGACUCUUAUCUAAACAUGUAA